GAAAAGUGUCCAGGGCUCGGUUAACAAGAGAACAGGAUACCGGCCCGCUUCAGUUUGUCCUGGGCCGCUCGGCGAUGAGAGAUUCACCGAAAGGGGCACUUUGAGAUAUGAUGAGGUUUAUUUCUGGUCGGCAAUAGUACUAUGAUUUGGUAUGUGGCCACUUUGAUAGCAAGUGUAUUCAGCACCCGAGGAACGGCCGCUCAAGGUGCCCACGGAGUGCGAGAGGAGCCCCAGUUUGUGACGGCACGUGCAGGAGAGAACGUCAUCCUGGGAUGCGACGUGUCCCACCCCCUGAACGGCCAGCCCUAUGUGGUGGAAUGGUUCAAGUAUGGAAUGCCCAUCCCCUUCUUCAUCAACUUUCGCUUCUACCCUCCUCACGUGGACCCAGAAUAUGCUGGCCGGGCCACUCUGCACGGCAAGUCCUCCCUGCGGAUAGAGAAUGUGCGUUCAGACGACCAGGGCUGGUAUGAGUGUAAGGUGCUGAUGCUGGAGCAGCAGUAUGACACCUUCCACAAUGGUAGCUGGGUGCAUCUGACCGUCAAUGCCCCCCCCACAUUCACAGAUACGCCACCUCAGUAUGUAGAGGCCAAGGAAGGGGGGAGCAUCACUUUGACCUGCACGGCCUUCGGCAACCCCAAACCCUCGGUCAGCUGGCUGCGGGAAGGCAGUCUCAUGGUCAGCAGUGCCAAGUAUAAGGUGUCUGAUGGGAGUUUGACGGUGCUAUCCAUCACCCGGGAGGAUCGUGGGGCCUACACAUGUCGAGCCUUCAGUCCCCAGGGAGAGGCCAUUCACACCACACGGCUGCUAGUACAAGGCCCUCCGUUCAUUGUAUUACCACCGGAGAAUAUUACAGUGAACAUCUCGCAGGAUGCCUUCUUCACCUGCCAGGCGGAGGCCUACCCUCGCAACUUAACCUACACCUGGUUCUGGGAGGAGGACAACGUCUUCUUCAAGAAUGACCUGAAGCGCAGAGUCAGUAUUCUCAUCGACGGCUCCCUCAUCAUUGCUCAAGUCAAGCCAGAGGAUGCUGGGAAAUACACCUGUGCUCCUAGCAACAGCUUGGGUCGACCACCGACUGCCUCUGCCUACCUCACAGUGCAAUAUCCUGCCCGUGUGGUAAACAUGCCAUCUGUCAUCUAUGUGGCCAUUGGUCUACCUGGCUUCAUUCGCUGUCCUGUAGAUGCCAACCCCCCUGUAACUCUGGUUAAGUGGAAGAAAGAUGGCCUCCCUCUCCGGAUAGAUAAGUACCCUGGUUGGAGCCAAAUGGACGAUGGGAGCAUCCGUGUGGCAGAGGUGACAGAGGACUCUCUGGGCACCUAUACCUGCAUGCCUUACAAUGCCCUGGGUUCCAUGGGAUGGUCCCCUCCCGCUCCCCUGGUGCUAAAGGACCCUCCCAAAUUCUCAGUGGUUCCUGGAGGGGAGUACAGGCAGGAGGCUGGGAGAGAACUGAUCAUCCCCUGUGAGGCGGAGGGAGACCCCUUUCCCAACAUCACAUGGAGGAAGGUAGGGAAGCCCAGUAAAAGCAAGCACAAUGUUCUGCCCCGAGGCAGCUUACAGUUGAAGUCACUCACUAAGGAGGACCACGGGGAGUGGGAGUGUGUCGCCACCAACGUUGCCACGAGCAUCACUGCCAGCACGCACAUCCAAGUCAUAGGCACAAGCCCCCACGCCCCCACCAGCGUCCAUGUGGUGGCAUCCUCCACCUGGGCCAAUGUGUCCUGGGAGGCGGGCUAUGAUGGAGGCUUUCAGCAGACAUUCUCAGUCUGGCUGAAGAGGGAGCAUUUAGGUCCACAUGACUGGCUCUCCAUACCCGUGCCUGGAGGCCACGACUGGAUGCUGGUGCCUGGUUUGGAGCCAGAGACAACAUACCAGUUCAGCGUCCUGGCCCAAAACAAGCUUGGCACAGGCCCCUUCAGCGAGGUUGUCACUGUGAACACACUAGUAUUUCCUAUAAGUACCCCUGAACCAUUGGUGCUGCUUACCCCACCACGGUGCCUCACAGCCAAUCGCACGCAGCAGGGAGUCCUGCUCACCUGGAUCCCGCCUGCCAAUCACACAGCACCUAUCCAGCAUUAUGUCAUGGAGUUUCGCCUGGGGGAACGAUGGGAGGUCUUGGACGACAGCAUUCCUGCUGGGGAGACGGAGUUGCUUGCCCGAGACCUCAUUCAGGAGGCGUGGUAUGAGUUCCGUGUAAUGGCUGUCAUGGAUGACCUGAUCAGCGAGCCCAGUAAUGUAGUAGGAGUGUCCAGCACAGACUUCUUCCCUCCUCCAGAGGUGGUGGAGGAGCGUGGACUGGCACGGCCUGUGGUGGCUGGCAUUGUGGCCACCAUCUGUUUCCUGGCAGCAGCUGUCCUGUUCAGUACAAUGGCCGCCUGCUUCGUCAACAAACAGCGCCGGCGGAAGCUCAAGAGGAAAAAAGACCCCCCUCUGUCCAUCACCCACUGCAGAAAAAGCAUGGAAACUCCGUCAUCUUCAGGAAAGGUGAGCCCAGAGAGUGUUCGUUCAAAGGCAUCCCCAUCGGAAUCAUCUGAAGAUAGUCAUGACCAGCGUGGGAAGAAACCACCCCCGAGUCCAGGGAAGAAGGAGGAAUUGUCUUUAUACAAGAAGACCAAAAGAGCAAUAACAAGCAAGAAGUACGGCAUCUCCAAGCAUGAAGCUGAAGCAACAACACCCAUUGAACUCAUCAGCCGAGGCCCUGAUGGACGCUUUGUCAUUGAUCCCACUGAUGCAGAAAUGUCUGUUAAGCCCCGGCGAAUUGAGGGCUUUCCCUUUGUGGAAGAAUCAGACCUCUAUCCUGAAUUCCGGCAGUCAGAUGAAGAGAAUGACGAUCCCAGGCCUCUGCCACCAGUUAUGGCCCCCCUUCGGCCUCACCAGAUUUCCCCCAUCUCCAGUCAGGAAUCCUACCUGCAACCUCCAGCCUACAGCCCUCGUUUCCACAGGCCCUUCGAAGGUAUGACCAUCAUGGAGAGCAGUCGACUCCAGGCCACAGGGCAGAUCCGAGGCUCUCUCCACCACAGGGCUUUCUAUGGCUAUCUAGGCCCCCCUGGGGAUCACGAUCCCCCACCUCCUUUUUACAUGCCUGAUACCAGCCCUCUCAGCUCUGUCAUGUCCUCCCCUCCAUAUCUUGCUGAAGGUCCUUUUGGUCACCCCAUGAUUCCUGAAGAAAUGGGGGAGGGUGAUUUCCCACAAUAUGCUGUCUCUGGUUUCCCGCUUCCUCUGACACUCACCUCUUCCUCUCGUUCACCGGAGAUUUGGCAGGGACUGGAUUUCACCUUUGCAAGUCUGGAGGGGCCCCAAUUCAUUUUUCCACCACAUCACCCUUUGCAUCUCCGCCACGACUCUCCCUACCCUCCUCCACCUCAUGUUCUUCCCCUUAGUGCUUUCCAGCCCUCCUCCCUACCAAUGCCCACUUACCCAGCUGUCCUGCCACUGGAGGCCCCAAAGAGCCACUCAAGCAAGUCUCCCAGCAAGGCCAAGCCUCAUGGCUCCCCAGCCAAGCAUUUAGCUAUGCAAGAGGCACAUUUAGGGCAGCUAAGACACGCAAGCCACGGUAUGGGUGUGCCGGUUUUGCCUUACACCGAUCCAAUGGCCCACAUUGUCCCUAGCACAUUCAGUAGCCUGGACACACGAUGGUUUGAAACCACCCCUCGUUUCAGUCCCAGACAGGCUCGUAGGAUGGAUUCUGGCAUUCAUCAGGUGGUUCUCCAGCCCUCUCGACUCUCACCCCUCACCCAAAGCCCGCUUAGCUCUCAUGAGGGCUCCCCAGAGAUUGUAGUACGUCCCAGGCCACGUCCCAGCAUUGUCCAACCUCCCAUACCCCCAGAGAUGUCUGAGAUUACCCUCCUCCCUCCUUCCACAGCCAGCUUCUCAAGGAGAUCUUCCCCUUCCUCCUCACCUGCCCAAGGCCAGGGUAGCAGGAGAGCAAGCCCCAGCUACCGUUCCCACAUGGCCUUUGCCACCUCUGCAACCAGCUACCCAGCCUCCCAGUCCCCGUCACCCCCCAUGGAAAGCAGCAACGUAUUUGGGCAGAUGCCAUCUCAGAGGAGGACUGAGGAGGAGAUCCUUCCAUCUGAGCCCUCUCCACCCCAGUUGUCAGCUUCAGGAAAACGUCGAGGUGCGCCGAGUACCCUUUCAGGGUCUGAGAGGAUUGAUGCACUAAGAUACCAACGUAUUAAAAAGGCCAAGAAGAUGACAAUGAACAACAAUAACUCCAAGACCAGAAAGAAAGCAGGUGUCUCCACCUCUCAGACCCAGCAGGCCUACACCUCUCAGGUACUCCAGCCCGAAGAAGCUCUCUACCUCCGCAAGAAGAGGAAACGGCCCAUUCUCCAUGACCCAUAUACUCGCUUUUCUGCUCUGCUGUACCGUCGCCCCCCUCGGGAGGACCAGAAGGCUAUUUUGGCAAGCAUGGACAACAUAGACCUAGACCAUGCCACUCUCCUCUGA
Messenger RNA from Toxotes jaculatrix (banded archerfish), 4446 nucleotides. RefSeq names its product immunoglobulin superfamily, member 9Bb (gene igsf9bb). Gene Ontology annotation, molecular function: protein binding. The record is from RefSeq and is a predicted model, not a curated record. Lineage: Eukaryota; Metazoa; Chordata; Actinopteri; Toxotidae. The transcript is spliced from 20 exons. Bases 142 to 4446 code for a protein of 1434 amino acids. Gene Ontology annotation, cellular component: neuron projection.